Molecule: messenger RNA, 1812 nt
Organism: Aaosphaeria arxii CBS 175.79
Lineage: Eukaryota; Fungi; Ascomycota; Dothideomycetes; Pleosporales
Product: FAD-dependent monooxygenase
Exons: 2
Coding region: 1-1812 (603 amino acids)
Molecular function (GO): FAD binding; oxidoreductase activity
Source: RefSeq, a predicted model, not a curated record
AUGAAGCUCCAGUUACUGUUGAUCAGCUUGCUUCUUCAGCCUAUACGCGGCGACUCUGCUUGCAAGAAUAACCCACUCGACCGCAAAUGGCCCAUCCUUGACAACUGGAGUGCCUUGAAUGAAUCGGUCAAUGGAGCUUUGAUAAAAGCCAACCCAGUAGCAGCGACAUGCUUUGCCAACAGCUCCUUCACGUCCACAACCAACUGCGAUACAGUUCAAAAGAGGUGGUUUGAAUCGGCCUUCCAGGCCGAACAACCAGAGUCGAUUGGUUAUCCAUACUGGGCGAACAACUCGUGCGUACCGCCCAAUGAUUAUGCAUAUCGGAAGGGACAGCAAUGCGAGUUAGGGGGCCUUCCUAGCUACAUUCUCAAUGCAACCACUGCUGAGCAAAUUGCUGUCGCAGCUAAAUGGGCAAGCUCGCGCGACAUACGAAUCGUGGUCAAAGGCACAGGUCAUGAUCUAAAUGGCAGAUCGAGCGGAGCAAAUUCAUUAUCCAUCUGGACUAAGCAUAUUCAAAACAUUGAUUUCAACUCCAGCUGGCCACACCCUAUUGCCAAUAAGACCGAGAACGUUAUGAUCGUUGGAAGUGGACAAAAUUGGGGUACUGCCUUACGAUCCGCCGCUUCCGUAGGGAGGACUGUGGUUAGUGGACAAGACCCUACUGUUGGUCUUGGGGGAUUCAUUGGUGGUGGCGGCCACGGCCCUUUGUCCAGCCACUAUGGGCUUGCCGCAGACCAAGUACUUCAAGCGACCGUGGUCACCACCGAGGGCCAGAUCUUGAUCGCAAAUGAUGCCCAGAAUCAAGACUUGCUGUGGGCUAUUCGCGGAGGAGGCCCCGGUCUGUACGGCAUUGUUACCGAGUAUGUGCUGCGUACGUAUCCACUUCCUGAAAAUGUCGUCCUGGGUACACUCUCGAUGUCGGUCACCAAAAACGAUACCCGCGAGGCUAGCGCAUCUUGGACUGCUUUGGCUUCACUCUGCAGAUCCAUCCCAGACCUUAUGGACUCUGGUCUUACAGGAAAUGGUUUUGCCCUAACAAAGGAUAUCACCCACAACGUAACCCGAACUUCUGAUAAAGCAGUAGAGCUGUCUCUGAUGUUCUUUGGAUAUAACACUACGGCAUCGGCUUUCAAGUCCCUCCUCGAACCUGUCAUUGCCCGCAUGGCAUCAAAAGAGCAAAAUGAGACAUUGUCCGUCACGCUAUCUGAACCUACAGUCUUGCCAUCAUAUUCAGCACUUUUUGAGGUUUUAAACCCGGGCCCUAGCCGCUGUGGCGAUAUCAGUCUGACGUCUAGCCGAUUGCUCGGUCGUCCCGAACUCACUGACCUGCCGGAAGAUGAACUACGGACCCAUCUUCAAAACAUAAUGAAUGUUCAGGUCACUGGCCGUCAGUCUAGACUGGUAUUCGGUCUUCAGGGCGGGCCCGGACCUAGAAACGUGGAGAAAGAGAUGCGCGGUGCUCUGACUCCCGCUUGGCGCAAGGCUUACAUCCAUCUCAUGAGCACGGGAGCUGUUGUCGAUUUCGCAGGUGACGCAACACCCCAGGAUGCGUUGUUGGCCGCGGCUGCGUGGACAGAGGAGCACAAGGAAGCAGUCUGGCGCAGGUGGGCACCCGAUUCUGGUUCUUACAUCAACGAGGCAAAUCCUUUCAACGGAAAUUUUCAAUAUGAUUUCUAUGGCGGAAACUAUGAUCGUCUACCCGCGAUUAAGGAAAAGUAUGACCCGACUUCUAGCUUAUAUGUGCAAUCGGGCGUGGGUAGCCAUUUGUGGCACUAUGACUUGAAUACCGGAAAGCUGUGUCGCCAAUCCUGA